AGUUUUUUCUUUCACUUUCUUUUUCUUUUUUCUUCAAACUUUUUUUAUUAUGUCUUUGUCCAACAAACUUUCUAUUAAAGAUCUUGACCUUAACAAUAAACGUGUCCUUAUUCGUGUUGACUUUAAUGUCCCCAUGAAAGAUGGUCAAAUUACCAAUGAUAACCGUAUUGUUCAAGCUUUACCUACUAUUAAGUAUGCUUUAGAACAUGGAGCUGCUUCUGUUGUAUUGAUGUCUCACUUGGGUCGUCCCAAUGGUCAAGUGAAUGAAAAAUAUACUUUGAAACCUGUUGCUGGUGCUUUGGAAAAGUUAUUAAAUAAACCUGUGACUUUCUUAUCUGAUUGUGUUGGUCCUCAAGUAGAACAAACCUGUCAAGCAGCUACUGGUGGUCAAAUCAUUUUAUUGGAAAACUUACGAUUCCAUAUUGAAGAAGAAGGUUCAGCUAAGGAUGAUCAAGGUAACAAAACCAAGGCUGAUCCUACCAAGGUCAAGGAAUUCCGUGAUUCUUUGAGUAAGUUGGCUGAUAUCUAUAUUAAUGAUGCUUUCGGUACUGCUCAUCGUGCUCACUCUUCCAUGGUGGGUGUUGAAUUACCUCAACGUGCUGCUGGUUUCUUGAUGCAAAAGGAAUUGGAAUAUUUUGCUAAAGUAUUGGAACAUCCUGAACGUCCUUUCUUGGCCAUUCUUGGUGGUGCCAAGGUAUCUGAUAAGAUCAAGUUAAUUGAAAACAUGUUAGAUAAGGUCAAUGCUUUGGUUAUCUGUGGUGGUAUGUCCUUUACUUUUAAGAAGACUUUGAAUGAUGUCAAGAUCGGUAACUCUUUGUUUGAUCAACCUGGUUCUGAAUUGGUCAAUGGAUUGGUGGAAAAAGCAAAGGCUAAGAAUGUCAAGUUAGUAUUCCCUGUGGAUUAUGUAACUGCUGAUAGUUUCAGUCCUGAUGCAAAGACUGGAUAUGCUACUGAUAGUGAUGGUAUUCCUGAUGGUUGGAUGGGUCUUGAUUGUGGUAAAGAAUCUAACAAGAUCUUCACUGAUGAAAUCUUGAGCGCAAAAACUAUUCUCUGGAAUGGUCCUACUGGUGUAUUUGAAUUUGACAAAUUCUCUGUUGGUACCAAGGAAGCUUUGAAGGCUGUUAUCGAAGCUACCAAGAAUGGUGCUACUUCUAUCAUUGGUGGUGGUGAUACUGCUACUGCUGCUUUACAAUGGGGUGCUGAAGGCAAGAUUAGUCAUAUCUCUACUGGUGGAGGCGCUAGUUUGGAAUUAUUGGAAGGCAAGGUUCUCCCUGGUGUUGAUGCUUUAUCUACCAAGUAAAUAUUCUCCCUCACCUACUCUCUCUUUCCCCCCUUUUUUUUUUACGUUAUAAAUACAUAUAUUAUGGGUAUUAUUGUGUGAUUAUUCAUUUUUUUUUUCUGUUUGCUCUUGGUUUUUCUCAUUAUAAAUAAAUCCUUU
Molecule: messenger RNA, 1438 nt
Organism: Halteromyces radiatus
Lineage: Eukaryota; Fungi; Mucoromycota; Mucoromycetes; Mucorales; Cunninghamellaceae
Product: phosphoglycerate kinase 1
Exons: 5
Coding region: 50-1300 (416 amino acids)
Biological process (GO): glycolytic process; gluconeogenesis
Cellular component (GO): cytosol
Molecular function (GO): ATP binding; phosphoglycerate kinase activity; ADP binding
Source: RefSeq, a predicted model, not a curated record